UAUCUCUCAGUUUGUGUGCGUGUAUAUGUGUGUUCGAGGGAGCAGCUCAGUCCAACUGGAGGUUCUUCAGGAAAAUCAGGUGGCUAUUUGGACAGGGGGGUGCAAGUGCAUGACGGCGGGGGGGCAGGGAUGGCGGCCCUCCUGAUGCGUUUAUUCCGUCUGGGAGUGGAAAAGAAACGAGUGCGGCACUAUGAAAACCUGAAGAGGGAUGUGGACCCCAGGGAGAGCUGGGAGACCAUGGGGGAGCUGGGGGAUGGAGCAUUCGGGAAAGUGUACAAGGCUCAGAACACUGUGAGUGGUGUGAUAGGAGCGGCUAAAGUGAUGGAGGUGCGCAGUGAGGAGCAGCUUGAGGAUUACAUCACCGAGAUCAAUAUCCUGGCAGGCUGUCGCCAUGCCAACAUCAUCUCCCUGCUGGAUGCCAUCUACUUUGAAGGAUGGCUGUGGAUUCUGAUUGAGUUUUGUCCUGGAGGAGCACUGGAUGACAUCAUGUUAGAGCUGGAGCGUGGUCUGUCCGAGCAGCAGAUCAGUGAAGUUUGCUGUCAGACUCUGCAGGCUCUGUCCUACCUGCACCAGCAUCACAUCUUUCACAGAGACCUAAAGGCUGGAAACAUUCUACUGACCAUGGAUGGACAGAUUAAACUGGCUGACUUUGGAGUGUCUGCAAAAAACGACAACACACUCCAGAGACGGGCGACGUUCAUUGGAACACCAUACUGGAUGGCUCCGGAGGUGAUAAUGUGCGAGACGUCGAAAGAUAAUCCAUACAGCUCUAAGGCUGAUAUUUGGUCUCUGGGCAUCACUCUGAUUGAAGCAGCGGAGAUGGAGCCACCUCAUCAUUCUCUCAACCCAAUGAGGGUCCUGCUGAAAAUCACCAAAUCACCCCCACCUACACUGAGCAACCCACGUCGCUGGUCGUCCCAUUUCCAGGACUUCCUGCGGAGGGCACUGCAGAAGAACCCGGAGUCACGCUGGGGAGCACAGCAGCUGCUAGCCCACCCGUUCUCCUAUGCAGGCCGGGACGGCCGAGCGCUAAAGGAACUAAUUGCUGAGGCUAAAGCAGAGGUCACUGAGGUCAUAGAAGCAGAGUCCCUGUCAGAUCUGCGGUGUUCUGUAGACAAUGCAAUGACGACAGAUGCUGAACCUCCUGCACAGCAAGAUUCAGGAACAGAUCUGCCCCAAAGUCCCCAAAUAGGUCCAGUGGAAGGACCUGCAGAGUCUCCGGCUGAUCCUGAGCCUUGUAAGGAGGUUAAAGUGACCCGUCGAGCGUCGAGUGCCCCAGAUAAAGCCCAGAAGAUAGCAAGGCGUCUGUCCAUGCCUGGCAACCUGCUGUCUUUUCUGACUGGAGGCUCUCGCAGGUGCAAAUCUGGAUUUUGGGGCGAUGGAGUGAAAACUGAGGGAAGUCAAGAGCAACAGGAUAUUGACAAAGCUGGGCAGAGUGAAGCAGAAGCAGAUGGUGGUCCAAAAGAGCCAGAUGUUUGUCACCACCCUGAUGAAAGCAGCAGUAAAGAAAAGGAGGAAAAAGCUGAAGAUCUACAAGCUGUUUCUGUUGAGGCCAAAGAGAAUACUGACAGCAAAGAGGAGUGGGAGACUGAUGGCCAAUGCGAGGCCACUGAAGUUGAUGCAAACUGUCCUAAAGCCGAAGAAGCACAACUGCAGGGAGCUUCACCUGAAAAGGAAACACUAGAUGUUACCAAAAAGGAUGCUGAGCAUGUGGAGAAAGAAGAACCCACACAAACUAGGGAAUGCAGCACAGAAGCUGGUAGUUUGGUCCAGGAUCAGUCUUAUCAGGCUAAUCAUGCUAAUAAUGCUAAUCAUUCUGCUGAAGAACUGAUGAGAUGCCCCCAGCCCCAUGACACAAGAACUGAAGAUGAAAAGCAAGAAAAUGUGGAUCUCCUGACUGAGGCCUUGUGUUUGGAGACAUCGCAAAGAUGCAAAACAACUAAAGAAGAAGAGAAACAUUCACACGAUUACUUAGAUUUAGCUGGAAGCAGGCAGCUAGCUAAAUUUCCCUCUAAAGUGGAGUUAAGCAGAAGCCCAGCAGCAGAGGUGCACCCUCCAAAGACAGAUGAGGAACACGGGGAACUGACAGAGAAUAUAACUGACCCUUCUAUAGAGAUCAGAAAAGAAAACUCUGACACUGAAAGUGUAGAAGUGGAUGGAGAAACUGGGAAUGAAGACGUUAAAGCUAACAGAGAAGAAACAGAGGCUGAGAUACAAACAGUUGAAGAUUCAGACUCUGUGGUGGAGCAUGCUGAAAAACCAAGCACUGAAGAAACAAUCCAAGCUCUAGAAGAGCAGGAAGCUCUCCUAAAUGAUUCUGAGCAGGUUUCCCUCAAAGUAGAGACACCAGAUGAAGAGUUAAGGAAGGAAGAAGACAGGGAAGAGCAAGAAGUGAGAAAAGACGAAGAAAAGAAAGAUGUGACGGACCAAUCAGAAGAUAAAAAUGUCAGUCUGCCUCACAGUGGUGCUGAGAAAGAAACGCCUACAAUCAAAGUUGAAGAAACUGAUAAGUUAGCGCAUCAAAGUGAGACAAAACAGAAGGAAACAGAUUCAGGAAAGACAAAUGGUGAUGCUUCAGGGGAGAAGGUUCCCAAAGCCAGCAAGCAGGUGAGCUUUGUAGGUGUUGAAGUGGACAGAUCAGAGUUUAUAUUAAAUGGAGGAUCCGUGGGGAGUAAAACAGAACUGGAUCAUGCAGAGAUGAAUGGGACGGCCCAUCAGAACAUCAGUAAACAAGCAGCAAUAUCCAUCUCUACCAAUACUGAUAGUGACAAGGACUGUCCACCACCAUCGCUGUCUCCUACUGCUGAAGGGGUUCUGCCCAUGAGCCGCAGGACGGUAAAGAAGACUCGUAAGUUUUUUGUGGACGGCCGGGAGGUCAGCAUUACAACCUCAAAGGUUAUCAGUGAGAAGGACAGUCAAGAGCAGCAGAUGCGCUCAGUCAGGCGUCAGGAGCUGCACGCUCUGAAGCUGCUUCAGCGUGAGGAGCAGAGGGAAUUUACUCAGCUGGAGCAGAAACUGCAGCAGCAGAGGGAGCAAAUGUUUCGCCACAUCGAACAGGAAAUGACCAGUAAGAAGCAGUAUUAUGACGGUGAGCUGGAGCGUUUGGAGAAACAGUAUCAGCAGCAGAGUGGGAGGAUGGAGGCCGAACACACGCAGCGGCUGCAGGAGGAGGCCCGUCGCCUCAAAGCCCAGCAGGAGAAAGAGCUCAACCGCAAGAGCAGCGCACUCAAAGCUGACCCUAAAGAGGAGCAGCGGUUUGUGCAGAAGCAGCAGCAGGAGCUGAACGAGACUCUGCAGAAAGCAGUGCAGGAACACAAGAGAAAAGUGGCCUCUAUGGAGUGGGAGGUUACAGUCAAAGCUCAGCAACUCAAGAGAGCGCGUGAAGCUGUGAUCUGGGAGUUGGAACAGCGUCACCUGCAGGAGAAAUACCACUUGUUUAAGCAGCAGGUGAAGGAGCAGUACUCUCUACAACGGCAGCAGCUCAGCAAAAGACACAGCAAGGAUAUGGACCGAGCAUCCCGAUUCCAUCAGGCUCUGCUGGAGGAGCAGAAGUCUGCUCAGACUCAGGAGAGAGCACGAUUCCACAAAGCCCAGCGAGCUGAGGCCAAGGCCAGACUGAACCAGUACAGACAGGAGCUGAGGAAGCAGGGGCUAACCGGACCCGAACAGAGGCAGAAAAUCACACAGUUUCUAUCCGAGGAGGAGUCCAGGCAGAAGGAGGAGUGCAUUAGACUGCAGGAGACCCAGGAGAAACAGCUGAAAGAGGCGCAGGAGCAGUGUGACACUAAUGCAGCCGAGCUCCAGCAGCUGCAGAACGAGAAGCUGCAGGUCCUGGUGGAGAUGGAGAAGAAGAAGAUCAAAUGCCUGGAAGAUGAGCACACACUGGAGCUGAACGAAUGGAGGGAUAAACUAGCCUGCAGGAAAGAGGCAUUAGAAGAAGAUCUGGCUCGUAGAAGGAGAGAACAUGAAGGAAGCAGAAGAAGAGGCAGUGAGCCUGAAUCUCGACAUCAAACACGACGCUCCAGAUUCUUUCCCAGCCUCAGUUUCUCCUAAAUAAGGACGUUACAAACAGCAUGGAUGACACUGUGCAGUUGCCACAGCACAUCUGAAAGAUUUUUAAUGCAAAAUGCAUGUUUAAAUAUGUAUAUAUUUUUUAUUAGUCAAUCUUAGAUGUACUCUAAUGCACAACCUCAGCUUGUCCUGAUGCUCAGUGCUGCAUUUCUGUAUUGCAGUGAAGAUGUUAUGGAUACAUGUAAACAUAUGAAUGUAUAAAUUAGUCAUUUAAUUAGUUCUCAGAUCUAAGCUUAUUUUUUUAAAAAGGAAACACCUGAAGGAAAAUUAAAUGAUUUCACGCCCAUA
Pygocentrus nattereri (red-bellied piranha) is the source of this 4359-nucleotide messenger RNA. RefSeq names its product STE20-like serine/threonine-protein kinase. Gene Ontology annotation, biological process: protein phosphorylation. The record is from RefSeq and is a predicted model, not a curated record. Lineage: Eukaryota; Metazoa; Chordata; Actinopteri; Characiformes; Serrasalmidae. Gene Ontology annotation, molecular function: ATP binding; protein serine/threonine kinase activity. Bases 130 to 4053 code for a protein of 1307 amino acids. The transcript has 19 exons.